AUGGGGGCAAUCAAGCCGGCGGUCGCAGACAGGAUAAUGACCUUCGGGUGGGUGUUCUGCACCUCAACGCUCGGGGCGGCGACAAUGGUCAUCGCCUUCCUGCUCGGGCUCAACCAGGAUGUCCUGCCGUGGGCCUCCCUGGCCAUCACCAUGGCCCUCGUCUUCGUCCUCAUCAUCGUCUUCGAGGUCAUCGGUGGAGCAAUCGGCGAGGCGAGCUCAACCCCACCGCCACAGCGUCGUUCUACGCCGAUCUCUAGGGGCCGUUGGACGGGAACUUGCCAAGUCGAACAGAGGGGAGCGGGAGGAGGAACAGUGGAGGGGGAGGAGGAAGACGAUGAAUAG
Punica granatum (pomegranate) is the source of this 342-nucleotide messenger RNA. Lineage: Eukaryota; Viridiplantae; Streptophyta; Magnoliopsida; Myrtales; Lythraceae. The record is from RefSeq and is a predicted model, not a curated record.